This is a messenger RNA of Cadophora gregata, 2771 nucleotides long. RefSeq lists its product as uncharacterized. Lineage: Eukaryota; Fungi; Ascomycota; Leotiomycetes; Helotiales; Ploettnerulaceae. The transcript has 2 exons. The record is from RefSeq and is a predicted model, not a curated record. The coding region runs from base 537 to 2333 and encodes 598 amino acids.
CAGGAAUUUGUUUGUUGAUAAACAUCAAAGAACGGCACCACUACGCGUUUCCCCCAUCAUUUGCAAUCAUCACUCCACAUCACCCGACUCUAUUCUUCCUGCCCAUGAAUAGUUUUCACAUAAUUCCAUGGUAGAAAUGGAUUCAUCAAUCACUUUCAGCGAUGAAGUUCCUACUCAGAGUCAUUUGUCCAAAACACUAUGCUUAGAAUCGGCAUAUCAGGAGAGCCUACGUAAUACAGAAAUGAUUAUAAAGGAUGAAGGCGCACGACGAUUACGAUUACGGAUACUUAUGCUAGAGAACGAGAACGAUGAACUACACGAGCAACUGGCAGGGGUAGAUGUCAAGAAUGACUUAUUGGAGCAAACCGCCGGAGAUCUUCGAGAUCAAUUGAGCGAUGCACAGAAGAAUUUCAGGCGUCAAGAAGCCGAGCUUCGCGUUCAAGCAAGGGAGAUAAACAACUUGAAGGUGAAUAGUCCUGUCGCGAGAAAAUCCAUACCAUAGGGCUAGCCAGACUGACCAGGAAUAGGUGGAGUUAAUGUCGAUGAACGGCAUCACAACAGAUUCGGCGAAACUCCUCGCUGAAAAAUUGUCGCUUUCUCGCGAGCUAGCGACAUUGAAGCCCGAGCUUGACCACCUGCGUUCCCAGGCCUCGUCCCAACAAACCAUUCUCGCGGAGAAAUUGGCUCUACAACGACAAGUCAGUACCUUGGAAGUCGAGCUCGAGACCGAAAAACGCGCGAUUAAGCGUGCAGCACAGAGGAGCCAAACCAGCGAGAGAGAGACGGAACUUCAGACCCAACUGGAUUCCCUUAAUAAAGACCUCAUCCGAGAGAGAUGGGAGCAGAAUAAGGCACGCAAGGAACUGGAGAUGGGUCUUCAAAGCCAGCUGGGCGAGGCCCAGAAAGCCCUCACGCGAGAAAAGCGAGGCAAGGAAAAGGCGCGAAAGGAAGUUGAAAUCGACUUGCAGAACCAGAUCGAGGAACUAAGAAAUGAACUGGCACAGGAGAAGCAGGGCACGGAGAGCGCAUAUAAGGAAGUUGAGGUCGAUUUACGCAAUCUGGUUGCAGAGCUGCGGAAGGAGCUAGCCAAGGAAAAGCGAGGCAGGGAAAUGGAGCGUAUGGAAGCGGAGACCGAAUUGCAGAAUCAAGUCGAGGAGUUGCAGAAGGAACUGGCACGAGAGACACGAGGGAAAGAAAGCUCUCGGAAGGACGUUGAGGCAGAGUUGCUAGGGCAAAUUAACGAAGUCAAGACUAAGCUGGCGAACGAGGUCCUUGAAAACAAACGUGUCCGCAAGGAAACAGAGAAGGAAAUCAAGACUUUGCAUGCUCGAGAAACAGUACUCGAGAGCAAAUUGGACCAGUUUCGGACAAAAUUACGGGCCACCAAGGAGGAAUUGAAGGAAUGCCUCGCUGAGCUCAGCAAUGCUCGAGCAACAGUAAUGAAGACCGAGACCACUGUGAAUGGAGGAGAUAUCUCUGAGAGAAAGGGACGGAAGAGAGGUGCAGUCGAGAUGAGCACCGAUGUGGAUAUUGGCACACCAGAUGGCGUGGCGAAGAGAGGAAAGCGAGCACCGAUCAAACGAGGUCGAACGGAUCAGACCAUGGUUGGUGAGAAGUCGAUGUUUUCCAUAACGCCCUUCCUCAACCGAACUACCAACAUGGCACCAGAUACACCUGACCAGGAUGGAGAUUCCGGAAUUCUAGAGGCCGAAAUACAGCCAGGAGGAACCGACGAUCGGGGAAUGGAAAAAGCGCAAUACGAGCAAUCUGGUCACCCUACUGACGAUGCCCCCCCAAUCACUUCAGUUGAUACCAACCCAAAAACCCAAAGGAAAGCUGCUACCAAGCUAUCAGCUACAGAGAAGAACAUUCUUGGAGAGUCCAAGACUAGCGCCAAGAAUAAAAAGCCAGCUUCUAAGAACGCUACCAGAGCCAUGAGUACAUUGGAGCAGGUGGCUGAAGAGGAGGACGAAGAAAACGAGGGUCCCAAAGCUGCAGUCACAGUUUCGAGCAAAGCUGCAAACAUGCCUCUCAAGUCAGCCAAUAUCAAAGCUUCCCAGCUUCAUGCGAAGAGACUCGACGUUGAAGAUGGUGGAACCAGAAAGAAGAAACGCAAGUUUCUGGGAGGGGGCAGAACUCUGUUUGAUGAAGAAGAUGGGGAAGUGGCCAAGAGACCUGCUAAAGUCGCCCUUGGCCCUCCUCGACUACUGGGUAAAGGAGGGCUUCCCGGCCCCAGAGUCUCGCAUAGUAUCAUCGGUUCUUCUAGCGCAUUUAGUGUAUUCUCUCCUUUGAAGAAGGAUCGUCGAGGUGUAGGAGCAAGUUUUUUGGCAUGACCUGUUGUAGUCGUAUUGCAUCAACUUGAAGCUGAAGUACAUGGGGCUGGAAUGCACAGCCUUUUCGGGGUCGUGGGGUACUGGAUUGUGUUCUUGAGAUUACGUGACGGCUCAAUGAAAAUGCGCAACGUAUAAGAUGCCACGCGGAUUCUAAAUGAAUAUUUCGUGAUCUGUCCUUGGGACUAUUAUAGACAUUAUUAUCUCAAUGUAUACGCUAUCUUGUGUAGAAGAUAAAUUCCUGUCGAAAUACGUAAGCAGAAACAUAGCCUGGAAAUGUGCCCAGUAUGUCUUUCAACGUGAUUGGUGAUUUUUAUUCCCUGUGGACAGCCCAGCCUUGCCAAAAUAAAACAUGCACAGCCUUUCAAUUCAGCCUUGUCGUCUCGCACGGACUGCUCUCAAGCAGGAAAUUGAGAGAUUCCCCACUGUCUUCACUCCAUC